Daphnia carinata is the source of this 908-nucleotide messenger RNA. RefSeq names its product probable U3 small nucleolar RNA-associated protein 11. Gene Ontology annotation, biological process: rRNA processing. Gene Ontology annotation, cellular component: nucleolus; small-subunit processome. Bases 80 to 835 code for a protein of 251 amino acids. The transcript is spliced from 6 exons. Lineage: Eukaryota; Metazoa; Arthropoda; Branchiopoda; Diplostraca; Daphniidae. The record is from RefSeq and is a predicted model, not a curated record.
GUGGCCGUGGUGUCGAACACGAAAAUUCAUUCUGCUUAUUCACGUGUUUACUGCGAACACGACAGUUGACGAAACGAAAAUGGCUUCACUUAGAAAUGCGUUCAAAUCAAACAAAGCUCAUCGAGAGAGACACCAGCCGGAAGCCAGAGCCCAUUUGGGCUUCCUGGAGAAAAAAAAAGACUAUCGCGAAAGAGCUAGGGAUUUCAAUGAAAAGAAGGGGGCAUUGAAAGGACUUCAAAAGCGUGCACUCAACAAGAAUCCUGAUGAGUUCUACUUCCACAUGAUUCGAUCCCGCAUGGAGGAGGGUGAACACAUUGAAACACCAAAAGAAGAAGAAUGCACUCCUGAGCAGCUGAAAUUGAUGCAGACUCAAGAUUUGAAGUAUAUUGCCCACAAACGUCUGGUAGAGUCCAGAAAGAUAGACAAACUACAGGCCCAGCUUCACCUCAUAGAUGCAGAAAAGCCAAAUAAUCACGUGUUUUUUGUUGACACCAAACAAGAAGCCAAAAAUCUGAAUGUAGCUGACAGACUUCAAACUCAUCCGGCUCUUCUAUCAAGAAAGUCCAAUAGACCUAGAUUGGAAGAUCUAAAAAAAAUGGAUCUCAGUAAAAUAUUAAACGACGAAACUACCAAGAAUGUGGCAGAGGAGCAAAUGAAGUCUUACAGACAACUGGAAAAAAGAAUCGCCCGCGAAAAGCAACUGAUGGUCGCGCAACAAAAAAUGGAAAUGAAAAAAAUGCUUAGAGCCAAAAGUUGUAAACCACCCGUACGGAUCGCGCCUGGAACAAAGAGCACACCGCCAAUAUAUAAAUGGAAACAUGAGAGAAAACGAUAGAUUUGCAUCUCCUUUUCCUUUUAGGGAUGUAUGUCUGACUGUUUGGCUCUUUGAUACAAAUCAACCAAGUCCA